Linum tenue is the source of this 1101-nucleotide messenger RNA. The record is from the annotation of a GenBank genome assembly. Lineage: Eukaryota; Viridiplantae; Streptophyta; Magnoliopsida; Malpighiales; Linaceae.
AUGGCUCACGCCAUCAGGGCGAUUCGAGAGAAACUCGAUGAUAUCAAGAAUGACAGGGAGUUCCACUUGGAGGAGCUUGCUGAGGAGCAAGCUGUCCCUUUGGAGACGGACCCAUGCCCACCGAUGAUUGUUGUUGGGAGAGAAGCUGAUAGAGCUGAAAUCGUUCGGCAUCUAGUGCACAGUGAUGGUGAAGAAGCUAAUGUCUCUGUGGUCCCAAUUGUUGGGAUGGGCGGAUUGGGGAAGACUACUGUUGCUCAGCUCGUGUUCGACGACGAGGCAGUUAAGGCAUGCUUCGGAGUAAGAGUUUGGGUCUAUGUCUCGCAGAGCUUUGAUGUCAAAGGGAUUCUUGAAAAAAUGUUGCAAUACAUGACUGGUGAGAGCCAAGCAGGUCUUCAGUUGGCUGUUCUGCAGGAGAAGCUUCGUGAGAAGAUGAGAGCCAAAAGGUUUUUGGUUGUAAUGGAUGAUGUCUGGGAGAAGAAUGCUAGAGGCUGGGAAGACUUGGCAAAGUAUUCGAUGGUUGGUGCCAUUGGGAGCAAGGUAUUGGUGACCACUCGAUCCAGUAAAGUGGCUGAGGUUGGCACAAUGUUGAUGCCGUACUACUUGGGAGGCUUGUCGCCGGACGAGUCUUGGGAUUUGCUGGUGAGAAAGGCUCUUCAUGGAGAAGUUCAGCAGAGCCUGGAUGUUGAGAGAACCGGGAGAGAAAUACUGAAGAAAUGUUGUGGAGUUCCUCUUGCUAUAAGCACAAUUGCUGGUCUGUUGAGGUCGAAAGAUCCGAAAACUGACUGGCCGUUGUUUCUAGAUGACGAGCUCUCGAACAUAUCUGAAGGGGAAAACCAUAUCAUGUCAACCCUUCGUUUAAGUUUCAACCAUCUUCCUACAAAGCUUAAGCACUGCUUUUCUUACUGCAAACUGUUUAAGAAGGGUGAUGCCCUUGAUGUUCAAAGGUUGGUACACCUUUGGAUGGCACAAGGGCACGUUGAGUCAGAAGAUGAGGGAUUGGAUUGUUUCAAGACGCUGUGCUGGAGGUCAUUUUUCCAAGAAGUGAAGGCCAAACUAGAGUGUCAAUUCACAUACAAUAAACAAGUCAAAAACCUUAAUUAA